Molecule: messenger RNA, 3444 nt
Organism: Chrysochloris asiatica (Cape golden mole)
Lineage: Eukaryota; Metazoa; Chordata; Mammalia; Afrosoricida; Chrysochloridae
Gene: DHX37
Product: DEAH (Asp-Glu-Ala-His) box polypeptide 37
Exons: 27
Coding region: 1-3444 (1147 amino acids)
Biological process (GO): maturation of SSU-rRNA from tricistronic rRNA transcript (SSU-rRNA, 5.8S rRNA, LSU-rRNA)
Cellular component (GO): intracellular anatomical structure; nucleolus
Molecular function (GO): ATP hydrolysis activity; ATP binding; RNA binding
Source: RefSeq, a predicted model, not a curated record
AUGGGGAAGCUGCGACGGCGGUACAACGUCAAGGGGCGCCAGCAGACCGUCCCCGUCCCUUCGAAGGGCCCCCCUGAGCCGCCCCCUGUGCAGUUGGAACUGGAGGAUAAGGAGACUUUGAAAGGUGUUGAUGCCAGCAAUGCGCUCGUCCUUCCGGGAAAGAAGAAGAAGAAAACCAAAGCCCCUCCCCUGUCGAAGAAGCAGAAGAAACCUCUGACCAAGAAAGAGAAGAAAAUGCUGCAGAAAAUCUUAGAGCAGAAGGAAAAAAAGCGCCAGAGAGCAGAGAUGCUCAAGAAGCUGAGUGAAGUCCAGGUCUCCGAUGCCGAGAUGAAGCUCUUCUACACCACAUCCAAGCUAGGCACCGGAGACCGCAUGUACCACACCAAAGAGGAGCCUGACCAGGCAGUCCCCCAGGGUCCAGAGAAGAUCAGCAGCCUCAGCGGGGCCCGCAGAAAGCGCUGCCGCCAGCAGUCAGAAGAUGAAGAGUCGGAAUCCUCUGAGGCAUCAGUUGAUGAGCAGGCUGAAAGGAGGACACCCACAGUGUGCCUUCCAACAGCUCUGCCAAAGAGCCCAGUGCCCAGCUGUCCACCCCCGCUGGCUGGACCUUCCACCGGUGCCUCUCCUGCUCCUCCAGCAGCCACCCCUACUCCAGCCAGGCCCUUGAUGAAGCCCGCUGUCUUUGUUCCUGUGAACCGCACCCCUGACAUGCAGGAAGAGCGACUGAAGCUACCAAUUCUUGCAGAAGAGCAAGUGAUCAUGGAAGCUGUGGCCGAAAACCCCAUUGUCAUCGUGUGUGGAGAGACCGGCAGUGGCAAGACCACCCAGGUGCCCCAGUUCCUCUACGAAGCCGGCUAUAGCAGCGACGGCAGCAUCAUCGGGGUCACAGAGCCGCGCCGUGUGGCCGCCAUGACCAUGUCCCAGCGAGUGGCCAAGGAGAUGAACUUGUCGCAGCGGGUUGUCUCUUAUCAGAUCCGAUACGAAGGCAACGUGACUGAGGACACCAGAAUCAAGUUCAUGACAGACGGCGUGCUCCUCAAAGAAAUCCAGAAGGACUUCCUGCUGCAAAAAUACAAGGUGGUGAUCAUCGACGAAGCCCACGAGAGGAGCGUGUAUACUGACAUUCUCAUCGGACUCCUGUCCCGCAUCGUAAUCCUCCGGAAAAAGAAGCAUCUUCCGCUGAAACUCCUCAUCAUGUCGGCCACACUGCGGGUGGAGGACUUUACCCAGAACCAGCGACUCUUCGCCACGCCGCCCCCAGUCAUCAAGGUAGACUCCAGACAGUUCCCGGUGACAGUGCAUUUUAACAAGCGGACCCCGCUGGAAGACUACAGUGGCGAGUGCUUCCGGAAGAUCUGCAAGAUCCACCGGAUGCUGCCCGCAGGCGGCAUCCUGGUGUUCUUAACGGGGCAGGCAGAGGUGCAUGCGCUAUGCCGCAGACUCAGGCGGACAUUUCCCCGCACCAGACAUGGGCCGCAAGAAGAAGAAGAUCAGAAGGACUCUGUGGAAGAAACACGGAAGUUUAAGAAGUCACGGGCAAGGGCCAAGAAAGCUCAGGCCGUGACGUUGCCUCAGAUUAACUUGGAUAACUACUCAGUGUUGCCAGUGGACGAAGGUGAUGAGGACAGGGAGGCAGAGAUGGACGAGGAGGAGGAGGCCCUGGGCUCUGACCUGGAUCUUGACUUGGGGGACGAGGGGGCAGAUGAAGGUGAGCAGCCGGACACCUCCCUCCCGCUCCACGUGCUACCACUCUAUUCCUUGCUGGCCCCCGAGAAACAAGCACAGGUCUUCCAGCCUCCCCCAGUGGGGACUCGGCUGUGUGUUGUAGCCACCAACGUGGCCGAGACCUCCCUCACCAUCCCCGGCAUCAAGUAUGUGGUGGACUGUGGGAAGGUCAAGAAGCGCUACUAUGACCGCGUCACUAGUGUGUCCUCCUUCCGCAUCAGUUGGGUCUCCCAGGCGUCGGCUGAUCAGCGGGCGGGCCGAGCUGGACGGACAGAACCCGGCCAUUGCUACAGGUUGUACUCAUCUGCCGUUUUUGGUGACUUUGAGCCGUUCCCUCCUCCUGAAAUCACCAGGAGGCCCGUUGAAGACUUGAUCCUUCAGAUGAAAGCCCUCAACAUUGAGAAGGUCGUCAACUUCCCCUUUCCGACUCCGCCCUCCGUGGAGGCCCUCAUCGCCGCCGAGGAGCUGCUGAUUGCACUGGGGGCCCUCCAGGCGCCCCAGAAAUCAGAGAGGAUGAAGCAGCUGCAGAACUCACGGGUGAGCUGCCCCAUCACCCCAUUGGGCAGGACCAUGGCCACAUUUCCCGUGGCACCACGCUUUGCCAAGAUGCUGGCGCUGAGCCGGCAGCACGGCUGCCUGCCCUACACCAUUACUAUCGUGGCGGCCAUGACGGUUCGCGAGCUGUUCGAGGAGCUGGACAGACCAGCCGCCAGCAAUGAGGAGCUCGCCAUUCUGAAGGGCAAGCGGGCCCGCGUGGCCCAGAUGAAGAGGACCUGGGCUGGCCAUGGGGCCUCUCUCCUGCUUGGAGACCUCAUGGUGCUUCUGGGUGCUGUGGGAGCCUGGGAGUUUGCGGGUGGCUCGCCCCAGUUCUGUGAAGCCAAUGGGCUGCGGUAUAAGGCUAUGAUGGAGAUCCGGCGUCUGCGGGGCCAGCUGACCACCGCAGUCAACGCAGUGUGUCCUGAGGCCGAGCUUUUUGUAGACCCCAAGAUGCAGCCGCCUUCCGAGAGCCAGGUGACCUAUCUACGGCAGAUCGUGGCUGCCGGCCUGGGUGACCACCUGGCCCGCAGGGUCCAGAGCGAGGAGCUGCUCGAGGAGAAGUGGAGGAACGCCUACAAGACACCCCUCCUUGAUGACCCCGUCUUCAUCCACCCCAGUUCUGUCCUCUUUUGGGAGCUCCCCGAGUUUGUGGUCUACCAGGAAGUCGUGGAAACCACCAAGAUGUACAUGAAAGGUGUCUCUGCUGUGGAGGUACAGUGGAUCCCUGUGCUUCUGCCCCCUUAUUGCCAGUUCGGCCCGCCCACUGAUGAGCCGCCUCCCACCUACUGCCCUGAGACAGGACGCGUUCUAUGUCACCGCGCCAGCGUGUUCUAUCGCGUCGGCUGGCCACUCCCCGAGGUGCAGGUGGACUUCCCUGAGGGCAUCGACCGCUACAAACACUUCGCCCGGUUUCUACUGGAAGGGCAGGUCUUCCACAAGCUGGCUUCAUACCAAAACUGCCUUCUGUCCCGUCCCUGCACGAUGCUGAAGACGUGGGCCAGGCUGCAGCCCAGGACAGAGACUCUCCUGAAGGCCCUUGUCGCUGAGAAAGCAGACUGCCGUGACGCCUUGCUGGCCGCUUGGAGGAGAACCCCCAAAUAUCUUCUGGCAGAGUACUGUGAGUGGCUCCCACAAGCUCUGCACCCCGACGUGGAAAAAGCGUGGCCCCCUGCCUCUGACCGCUGA